ACGCCGGGUCUAUGCGCCGGAAGUAGUUAUCAGCUGCUGCCAAGGCACGUUAGUUUCUGUGAUCUGGACAGCGAUCAUGUGUGAAGUGGAAGACGGGGAUCACCUGGAGCUCUUCAAAAAGGAGAAAAGUUUGGGUACAAAAUGCAUGAAGUGCAAGGAAGGAACCGCUGCUAUUAUAAUCCGUGUGGGAGAUGCAUUCUGCAGGUCUUGCUUCAAAGAAUACUUUGUCCACAAGUUCCGGGCUAUGCUUGGCAAGAACAGAGUGGUGUAUCCUGGUGAGAAGGUUCUCUUGGCCUAUUCAGGUGGUCCAUCCUCGAGUGCAAUGAUCCAGCAAGUUCAGGAGGGCUUGAGUCGAGACGCUCCUAAAAAGCUGCGUUUUGUCCCCGGAAUCCUCUUUGUUGAUGAAGGGGCGGUUUGUGGUCAGAGCGGGGAGGACAGAGAGAAGACCGUUUCGGAGGUGGAACAUGUACUUCGGGGGACUGGAUUUCCAUUUCACAUAGUGGCCCUGGAAGAGGUUUUGUCUUUGCCGAGUUCUGUCCUGCAGAGGACCCCCCCAGGCUCUUCUGCCCAGAAGCAGAAUUACAAGCAGGCCGUGGGUCUCUUUCUGGAACAUCAGCAUGGAUCUACGGAGGAAUCGCACAUAACAGAUCAGCUGGCUCAACUCAGCACUGCAGACUCCGCAGCACCCAGGGCCAGUGACGCCGCGCCAAACACCGCUUCACGCAGCCGCCCUCCCGCAAGGCUUACGGAGGAACUGACGCAGCUGUUCACCCAGACCAAGACGCUCACCGCUAAACAGGAGCUGCUACACACACUGCGGACCCACCUAAUCUUACAUACAGCCCGGAGCUGUGGUUACUCUAAGGUGAUGAGCGGCGAGAGCUGUACCCGUCUCUCUGUCAGUCUACUCUCAAACAUCUCGCUGGGGAGGGGGGCUUUCCUGCCACUUGACACGGGUUUUUCUGACAGCCGCUUUGGGGAUGUUACCUUUAUCCGUCCCAUGAGAGAAUAUUCCCUCAAAGAAAUUUCUUUCAAUAACCGGCUGUUUGAUGUCCCGUCCGUUUUUAUUCCAACACUGGACACAAAGGCUUCUGACAAUAGCAGCAUCCAGCGGCUUUCUGAGACGUUUAUCACCAGGCUGCAGGCGGACUUCCCGUCCACAGUGAGCACUGUAUACAGGACUAGUGAGAAGUUGAAUCUGUCCACAGCAGAAAAGCAUCAAGAAGACAACAGGCAGGAAAAAUGUCUCAUGUGCUUGUGCCCUUUGGAUACGUGUGUGGGUUCUGCCUCUGCCUUCCAAGCGACGGAGGUGUCACAGCGACUGUCUCAGAGGACGGUAUACGGUACCGAGACGCCUGCAAAGGACUGUGAGAACACAUGCGGCAACGCAGGGCAAUGCUGCGAGCAAGAAAAGAAGGUACCUGCCUAUUUGACAAGGGGAGCUGGGACCCCCGGGAUCUUUAACAUGCUUUGUUACAGCUGCAGACUGACUGUAAAGGAACUGAAGUCCUUGGAUAAAAUGCCCCAGUACAUCCUCCACGAAGCAGAACACCGAAGCUGCAGGCGCGAAAUGAGAAAAGAAAUCCAGGAAUUCCUGCUCGAAGACGCUGACGUGUGACCUGAAAACUUCAUGCUCACCGUGUUUUUAGAGGAAGAAAGCAAUAAGCUAAACUAACCGUAUGAAUGGAAGGCCUUGUAUCAUUGUCCUGACCCAUCACGUUUUAGUUUUUAUUUAAUUUUUUUAAUAUGCCUAUUACUUUUAAAACUUUUAUGGAUUGGUUUACCUCUUGAAAUAAAUUGAAUUUUAAAUCUA
Molecule: messenger RNA, 1813 nt
Organism: Spea bombifrons (plains spadefoot toad)
Lineage: Eukaryota; Metazoa; Chordata; Amphibia; Anura; Pelobatidae
Gene: CTU2
Product: cytosolic thiouridylase subunit 2
Exons: 15
Coding region: 77-1618 (513 amino acids)
Biological process (GO): tRNA wobble position uridine thiolation
Cellular component (GO): cytosol
Molecular function (GO): tRNA binding; sulfurtransferase activity
Source: RefSeq, a predicted model, not a curated record